Messenger RNA from Cordyceps militaris CM01, 2262 nucleotides. RefSeq names its product oligopeptide transporter. Gene Ontology annotation, molecular function: oligopeptide transmembrane transporter activity. Bases 1 to 2262 code for a protein of 753 amino acids. NCBI's taxonomy places the organism in Eukaryota, Fungi, Ascomycota, Sordariomycetes, Hypocreales, Cordycipitaceae. Gene Ontology annotation, cellular component: fungal-type vacuole membrane. The record is from RefSeq and is a predicted model, not a curated record. The transcript has a single exon.
AUGGCCACCGAAAAGGACACCGCCAUCACGUCCGGCGUCGAGGCCGCCGACACGACCGGCCAGGUCCUGGAGAAGCGCAAUGACAGCAUCGUCAAGAUCGAGUCGUUGGACGAAGACGACGAGACCAUCACCGACCUCUUCGUCAGCUUCCCGCCCAUCAAGGGUGCCGCCCCCGAAAGACACCCGCUGACCAUCCGCGCCGUCGUCGUCGGCGUCUGUCUCGGCUCCCUCGUCAACGCGUCUAACGUGUACCUCGGCCUCAAGACGGGCUUCACUUUCAGCGCCAACCUGUUUGGUGCCAUCUUCGGCUAUGGCAUCAUCACCAUGCUCUGCCGCUUCCUGCCCAACACCCCGAUCCUCGGCAUGCCCUUUGGGCCCCAGGAGAACUCCAUUAUUCAGGCCGCCGCCACCGGCGCCGGCGGCAUCGCCGGGCCCUUUGUCGCCGGUUUCCCCGCCAUGUACCGCCUCGGCCUGUGGCAGCGCCCCGGUCAGUCCCAGCAGGACCAGAGCCCGUCGCAAGACUUUGGCAGCAUCAUCGCCAUCACCGUCAUCUGCGCCCUCUUUGGCCUCUUCGCCGCCAUCCCGCUCCGCAAGUUCUUCAUCAUCAACGUCGCCCGCGAGCUCAACCUCAUCUUCCCCACCCCCACCGCCGCCGCCCUCACCAUCCGCUCCAUGCACUCGGUCGGGUCUGGCGCCGCUGACGCCAUGAAGAAGAUCAAGGCCCUGCUGGCCUCGUUCUUCGGCGGCAUCGUCAUCCUCGUCUGUGGAUCCUAUGCCAAUGGCAUCACCCACGAGUGGCACCUCUUCACCUGGUUCUACGCUUGGGGCGGCUAUGCGCAUCCCACCCUCAUGACCAUUGAGAGCUGGGGCUGGUACAUCCUGCUUACCCCCGCCUUUUUCGGCUCCGGGCUGCUCGUCGGCCGCAACGCCGCCCUGUCGUGGUGGCUCGGUACCUUUGUCGCCUGGGCCAUCAUUGGCCCCGUCCUGGUCUACUACGGCGAGUGCAGGACAAACGUGCUCUUUGAAGAGGACAGCAAGUGGCACCCCUACGUGUCCUUUGCCAGCAUGUCUGGUCUCGGCAACGGCAAGCCCGUCUCGCCGCGCUUCUGGAUGCUCUGGCCUGGUGUCGCCGUCCUGAUUGUCUACAGCAUGACCGAGUUCAUCAUGCACAUCGGCGUCGUCUGGGAGGGUGUCGUCUACGCCUGGCGUGGUGCCUGCGAGGCCAUCAACAACAGGAUGCAGCAGCGCGGCAAGCACAAUGCCUACAUUGCAGGCCAGGCUGCCAAGGCAAGCGACCCAAGCAACCUCGUCGAAGACUUUGCUACAAAGGACCAGCAAGUCCCUGACUGGGUGUGGAUGUCGGGCUGUCUAGCCAUGACCGUCAUUGCCAUGCUCAUCUGCCACUUCAAGUUUGGCAUCAACCCUGGCCUCACUCUCCUCGCCCUCUUCCUAGCCCUCAUCUUCGCCUUCCUUUCCAUCCACGGUGGUGCCGUUACCGACAACACCCCUCUGACUGCCUCGGCCAAGGCUUCUCAGCUCGUCUUUGGUGGCAUUACCCACGGCUGGGAAAAGACGCACGCUCAGCGCAUCAAUCUCAUUGCGGGCAACAUUGCUUCGGGCUGUGCCAAUGUGUCCACGGAUUUGACCAGUGACUUCCGCGUCGGCUUCCUUCUCAGAACCCCGCCCAACCUGCAGUUCUAUGCGCAGUGCGUCGGUACCAUUGUUGCCAUCUUUUUGGCGCCCGGCAUGUUCGUCUUGUUCAUGGCUGCCUAUCCCUGUGUCUGGCAGGCUGAUUUGAGCGAGCUGGCGCAAGCGCAGUGCGCAUUCCACGCGCCAUCCGCGGGCGCCUGGCAGGCUGUCGCCGAGGCCAUGACGCUGCCCAAGAUUCCUAUUCCCCACAGCUGUGUCAUCUUCACCAUUGUCAUUGCUGUCCUGUGUGGACUCCAAGUCGUCGUUAAGAACCUCUGGCUUGUCGGUCCUCGCGAGAAGUACCGUGCCUUCCUCCCCAACUGGAUGAGUAUUGGCGUUGCUUGGGUUCUAGGCCCUGAUACCGGUUAUGCCAACAUGAUUGCUUUCGGCGCCAUUACUGCUUGGUGGUGGAGAAAGUACUUUCCCCGCAGCUGGGAAAUCUACGGCUACGCUGUUGCUGCUGGUCUUAUCGCUGGUGAGGGUCUCGGCGGUGUCAUCAAUGCCGCCCUCACACUCGGUGGUGUUGACGGGACUACCAUCGGAACCAAGAUUGGUAUUCCCGGCGAGUUUUAA